UGGUGCGCUACGGAGCGAUGUUGAACAGACGAUAAACACGGUGAAAUACUUACAUUUCUUAAUAAAUAAUACAUCAGCCUUUAAUGAGUUACUGAGAAACUUUUGAUUUUCGCGGGCGUAUAAUGCAUAAAGCACAGGCAACUUCGCGCGGCGUCAGUGAUGAAGAUGAUCAUGAUGCAGCAGUUGUACAACUGCGCGCGCUCUUGAGGAGAUAUGAGCAUUACUGCGUGCAGACUGACAGCAGUCCCUGUAUUCUGCUGAAACACGACAUCCUCCUCAAAAUUGACCAGCAACAACAUCUAAAAAAGAUCACACUGUCAUUUCCAGAAUACAAGCCAUCAGAUGCCGCUUUGCCAAGCCUCCAGCCUCUGUUAAUGGCUUUACGAGAUGAACGUUACAUACAUGUUGAAGAAUUAAACAUCUGGAGUCUGUCUCUCAAACAAAAAGACAUAGUUGAGCUGUGUCUUAUGUUGGAAAGAGGGGGAAGGACAGUGUAUCCCAUCAGAUCGCUGGAGAUCCUGGAUUGUAAACUCGAUGAUUGGUGUCUGGAAAGAUUAGGAAAGGCUUUGAACAGCAGUUACAUCACCACACUCUGCCUGGACUACACAUGCAUGAGCGAGGAAGGGUUGAAAGGUCUGCUCAGCAGAGGUAUUGGGUCUUGUCAAGUGCAUUCUCUGAGUUUGUGUUAUUGUGGUUUGGGUUUGUGGAGUGGAACUUUGCUGGCUUCACUUCUCACCAAAAGUUCAAUAAGGGAGCUCUACAUUAAUGGCAAUGAGUUGCAGUGUAUGGGUGCCACUGAACUGCUAAGACCUGUAGCUGAAUACUGUCAGAAAAUAGCAGAGACCCCAAACAAGACCACAUCCAUCACAGAUGAAGCUGAAUUGAUCAAUCAAUUAAGCAAUAAGAAGUCUUCCAUCCAAAAGAAAUCAGCACACAAAGGAAAGAAGACAAAAAAGAAAAGAGGAAAAACUAAAAGUCGCCCUGAGGUGAAGGAAGGGCCCUGGCUAAAGAAGCUUCAUAUGUUUGAUAACUCUAUCGACAACCAAGUGCCAACUCAGCUAAAGAGAUUAAUGGAGCUCAUCUGCAUUCUGGUUAAGUUCUCCAGUGACCUGACCGAACUGGACCUCGGUGAGAAUCAUGUCGGAGAGGAUGGUGGGAAAAAGCUUUUAGAGGCCCUGAAAGACAGAAAAGCAGCUAAGCUCUCGCCAAUAAAAAUCCAAGUUUCAACGCGCAUGUCCACGGAAACUUUCAGUGCGAUUUUGAAAAGUUCAAAGGAGCUUAAAUCUAGAAAAAAGAAACGACAGAAGAAGAAGGUACAGUACAGGUUUUUUAUAAUGAAGCACGUUAAUGCAAAAUGUUGUAUAAAAUGGCCCAAAGAGGUAUUUGGACACCUAAUCCACUAAAUUAAAUGCCUGAAGGUCAAUGCAUUAAAUAAAUUAUUCUAGAACUUUUUUUAUAUUUAACCAGCUGGCCCCAGGGUGAUUUUUGGUGAACGUAUCCUCAAGUUCAUACAGGUGUUAGUAGAGUAAAUACCAUUUACUGUGGUCAUUGUCCACUCAUGUUUUACAACCAGAAAAUGAACAAAUGCUUUUAGUCUCAUUUGAAAAGUGCCAAUGUAAUCUUUCUUUAAUUUAAAGCCACUUGUGUUAAAAUUUUAUACGCACAUUUUUGUUAUUGUGGCUUUCUGUAGGCUUUAAUUGUGGCUUCGUCAAUAUGGGUGUCACUGUAUUUAAUUUUUGUAAAAGCUGUAAGAACUGAAUUUCUGUCUGCUAUCAUAAUACUCAUUAUUUUCCUGUUUUAUAAUUUCUUUAAGGGAAAAAUAAAAUAGCGCUGGAUCUCUCCCGGGGUCUUGACAUGGACGGCUGCUCUAAUGGACUAUAAACAAAUGUUAUAUGUUAGCAUUUGUGAAAUCUUUUUCACCAUGUUCUCAAUUUGUUAACUUCAGAAUCUUCUUUAUUAUGGACUGAAUUAUGUUUGAUGAUCAGAGAGUGAAGAUCAAAUGAAAGCUAACCACAGAGUUCCAGAUGAUAAAACAUUCAUUUCUCAUUGGUUCAUCACUGAAGGAUCCUGGAUCACAUGUUCUGUUUCUUCAAUGAGAACUCGUGUUUGCAUGAAGAUGUUUGUUCUUCGUCGCUUUUUGUCUCUUGACAAUUUAUUGUGAAAGUUCAUAAAAAUUAAACAUAUUAUUAUUAUUAU
This is a messenger RNA of Paramisgurnus dabryanus, 2196 nucleotides long. The record is from RefSeq and is a predicted model, not a curated record. Lineage: Eukaryota; Metazoa; Chordata; Actinopteri; Cypriniformes; Cobitidae.